CCAAUCCGAUCGCAGGGGGAGCGAGGCACAGUUUCCGGCCUGAUGAAGGAAAACAGCAGCAGCAGACUGAAAGACGAAGAGGAGAAGCGGAGAUUCACCAACUGUUCACCGCCGCAGCUUCCACACGUCCAUCUGUUAGUUACCAUACUCUAACUCAUCACUAAUUUACAUCCCAAUAGUUGGCAGAGACAGACAUGACAUCUGUUUGCUGAACUGGUCGAUCUUAAGCCACAGGUAGCACCAAACAUUGGUGUGCAACUUCCCAGCGAGUCAGACUGACCCCCCCAUCACCAUGGACACAGAAACAGAAGUAAUUCCUAUCUGGCAGAAUAAGCCCCAUGGAUCCACCCGUAGUGUUGUGAGAAGAAUAGGUUCUACUCUCCCACUCAAACCUCCACAAAGAGCAUGUUUCCAGGAACUACCAGGCCUACCCUCUCUUCGGCCUAUGGAUGGCCCUAUGGUUCCUACCUUGGCAGACAUUGCCUGGAUUGUUGCAGAUGAAGAGGAGACAUAUGCUCGAGUACGGAGCGACUCACGUCCUCUAAAGCAUGAAUGGCGGCCCACGCCCCUGCUGGUGCUCCACAGGAACUCAUCUGUGCCCAACUUCCGCCGUGAGGGCAAAAGGAUGGAGGGACUGAAGAAGCCCGGGGUCACGGCGCUAAAUCGAACAACAGCUCUGCAGGACGAGCUCAGCAGACUCCGAGCACAGAUUGCCAAGAUUGUGUCAAGUGAUUCUGGCUCCAACCCCCUGACUCCCGAUCUGCUCUCCCCCGACGACACGAGUAUGAGCUUCUCCAUGGCGCCUUUCGAGGCGGCAUCCUACCAGCCGGCUGCCACUGCUGCUGCCUCCUUUGUCAUCAGUGACGUCACGGAGGAGGAGGAAGAAGAGGAGGAGGAGGAAGAUGAAAAAGAUGUGGUCUCUGUGGUGUCAGAGCUGGUCCCUGACCCUCUGCCACCUGUUUCCAUGACGGCAUCAGCAACCUUUGACCUGGACAGGCCAAGCAUGGACUUCCGGGAGGCUGAAGAGGACACAGUGUCACUGUCAAAGUCCACCAGCUUUGCCGACGUGAUGGACAUUCUGAAGGACAUGAACCGCAUGAAGAUGAGCAAAGACAGGUACAACAGAGGCUGCACGUCCCUGAGAGAGGAGGACUCUGCAAGUCUGAUUUCAGAGGCUUUGAGGAAAAAGUUUGUCUUGAAGGACGAAGAUUCAGCUGCUGUGAAUCGGAAGUAGCUCGAUUGCGUGUUUGUCAUCGCCACCCGAUCCUGCUGUUUAAUGCCCUUGCCUGUGGAGUAUGUACCCAUGGAUCCACGACCUUGCUCCUCAAACCCAAGGCAAUAGCUGUCCACCAGAGAUAAGACAAAAACACUUUGUCCCAGACAUUCACAGCCAAAUGUGAACUUCACAGUACAAGGGGGAACAGUCCGCUCUUUAUAACAAUAAUCUAUUUCAGUACUGCAUCGCAUACGGCAAAAAAAAAGCUUAUUUUCAACAACGACUCGAUGCCAGUGCUGUCCAGUAAUAUGGGGGGUUGUGUCAUAAGAAGGCGCUGAAGGAUGCACUGAAAGAUGCAAAAAUCUUUGUUUUUCAGUUGUGUACAGAAGUCCUCUUACAUACUUGAACAUAUUUUUCCAGAUGAAACCAGUCUCAUGCACAUGCAGAGAUUUAGUGUAUCUUAUUGACCGCGUGUGUGAGGAAAAAUAAGUUAUAUAUAUAUAUAUGUAUCUUUGCUGAGUUUCCAAAUGUGCACAGCAUCAUGUGCGUUGCUUGUUCCACUGCACCUCUUAUGCCUGUCUGCUUUUGUGUGAAUAGCAUAUAGAGUGACACUCAAACUACGGGGCACUGAUUUUUUAUUUAUUUUAAUCCCAAACUAAAAUACAUAGAAGAUAUAGUUUGAGGUGUGAACUCUGUUGUGUAUAAAUCAAUGGAUGUGUGUGAUUUAACGGUGCACCCUCCUGUGUUUGCAUCUUUUUUGUAUUUCCAGUAAAGGCAACAAUACAAGCAUCAGCAGGUCUUUUAUAUAGUAACUUCCUCUUGUGUUUAAAACAAGCUAAUUUGUAGAUGAGACCACUUUUAUGAUGUUUCUCACGUGACAUCAGAGAGGUGGUUUUAGUUUGAGCAGAGACAACUGAGCUAUGUGUAAAGGUGCAAUCACACAUACACGAAUGUAGUAGUGACGAACCUUCGCCUCCCGUUCACUCCCAGUCUGCACCGACCUGUGCGAGUGAGGGAACGGAUAAAACAUUUGCUUCCACGGCGAAGUAAAUCAGCAGUGUGGCUUCGUGUGGGGUUCAAAUUUGGUGACCCAUGAUAUUCUCUCUGCUUUAGCGUAUAUGUGACUGUGCCCAUAAGCAGUUUUCAGAAUGAACUCUGUGAAAUGUCUGGGGAAUUGUGCCCGGACCUUUUCAGACUUUGCCUUUCACAAAUGAAGAACGCAGCAGGAGAUUGUGUGGGUCAGAUGUUCUCGAAUCUCAUUGUCUGUCCAACUUGUAUGUCACCUAAUUUUCAUCAUAAGAUAAUUCUAUUGUUAAAUCUUUUGUGUCACUCUCACUCGGACAUUUUACUGGGGGGCUGGCAGGAAAAAGUUCCAGAAAAAGUCCGGAACAACUGUCUUUGACGACGUGUUCUCACCUGCAGCCCCCUCGCAAAAGUGUCAGGAAAAUGUCCGGAUUUCAGUGCAUGUGUGAAAGCAGCUUUACAAAGCUUUCACAUCAGUGUGUUUGUGUGUGUGUGUGAGUGUGUGUGUCACAAUGACUAUUGUUGUUGACGCCUUACCACAGAUCUAUUGCCUGUUCCAAUGCCUGGUUUUAUUCCUUUAUUAGCUCCAAGUGCCAAGGGUUUGUUUUAAUCAGCCCACCCUUCAACGCCUGCCCUCUUUUUCUUUUUUCCUGAAUGUGUCCUCCAACCUCAACAAGUUCCACGUCUUCAUCCAAACAAUGAACGACUUUGUUAAGAAUCAGCUGCGAGUGUUUGUUUAUUGUUAAAAAUUAACACUCACAAAAAAAAAUGACUUGCUGUUUUGUCAGAUUUACUUCAACCCAUGUCACUCCUACGUUUCGUUUGUCGUGUGUAUUCCUACGAGACUGAGAAUCGUAUAGUUCAGUUUUGCAGUGUGAAAAGCUAUUACUUAUGUAUGUGUUUGCAUUGAACAAGAAGGUGCCCAUCUGUGUGUCAUUGUAUGCCGUGAAGGUUUGACUUGCUGGAAUUGACCCUCAACAAUUUUCUCAAUAGUUCAUUUCCUCAUCAAAGUGAGAGUUGCCCAACAAACACUACCUGUUCAGUAUUUCAGAAAGAAAACUGAAGGGAAAAUUGAGUUAAAGAGAAUUUGACUGUUUCUGUGUGCUGCUUUGAGCAUUUGUCACCAUCUUACCUCUGUAGGGUUGAGCCCACCACCUGUAUGUUCAUUUUUUUAUUAUCAUGUAUGGACUUGUAAAUAAAGAUCAGCUGAGGUUUUGAAACUA
This is a messenger RNA of Paralichthys olivaceus (Japanese flounder), 3462 nucleotides long. RefSeq names its product mitochondrial fission regulator 1-like (gene mtfr1l). Gene Ontology annotation, cellular component: mitochondrion. Lineage: Eukaryota; Metazoa; Chordata; Actinopteri; Pleuronectiformes; Paralichthyidae. The record is from RefSeq and is a predicted model, not a curated record. Gene Ontology annotation, biological process: mitochondrial fission; aerobic respiration.